Molecule: messenger RNA, 933 nt
Organism: Cavenderia fasciculata
Lineage: Eukaryota; Evosea; Eumycetozoa; Acytosteliales; Cavenderiaceae
Exons: 3
Coding region: 1-933 (310 amino acids)
Source: RefSeq, a predicted model, not a curated record
AUGAAUGUAAAAGAAACAAAAACAGGACAUUUAUAUAAGAAAGGAGUUAUUAAUAAGAGAUGGCAAAAACGAUGGUUUACAUUGUCAGUUGACAGCAAACUACAUUAUCACAAAAGUCCUCAUGAGAAAUCAACUAGGCAUAUUCCAUUGGAACAAUCAACUGUUAGGAUUCAUGAUGAUAGGGAAAGAGAAUGGACAUUUGAAAUUGUUACACCAGAUCGGGUGUUUUACCUAUCUGCCGAUACAAGAAUAGAAAUGGACGAUUGGAUGAGAAAGUUGGUGUGUCACAGUAAGAUACAUCACGAAAAUCAAUUGAUGGAACAAGCUGAAUUCAAUAUCAGAGAAUGUUCAAUGCAAAAGAGUAAUUUGGAUGAUGAUUUCCUACGGCGACAGGAAUCCAUCUACGAUCAUUUACGAAAAUCUUAUUAUCAUCCUCUUGAUCCUUUUACUCCUCAACAAUUACAACAAUUAAAUGGUCCAACAAUUAAAUCAAAUAAUCAAAAUAAUAAUAAUAAUACGACAACAACGACGACGAUAAAGACUACUACCAAUACUAGUAGUAGUAGUACAUUACAAUUUUCACCUGGAUCAUCAUCUUCUUCUUCAUCUUCAUCAUCUUCACAUUCUCCAUCAUUUACAGCAGCCACUUAUACUACGGGAUCAUCCGUUUCAUCUCGAUCAACUCCAUCUUCAUUGAUGAAUAAUCAUCGAUUAUCGACGACCGUUGCAAAUCAAUCCAUUAAACCUUUUUCAUUUUCAUCUUUUAGCGAUCAACAAUUGGAUCAAAAAAAAGAACCAAUUAACAACUCCAACUCCAACUCCAACUCUUCCAAUACCACAACUGCAAAUACAACAACCACCACUACAACAACAACAACAACAACAGUAAAGGCAAAGAGAAGUUUUUCUUUAACUAAAAAUAAAAAAUCCUAA